This is a messenger RNA of Penaeus chinensis, 3428 nucleotides long. Its product is annotated as calpain-5-like. The coding region runs from base 517 to 2523 and encodes 668 amino acids. Gene Ontology annotation, molecular function: calcium-dependent cysteine-type endopeptidase activity. Gene Ontology annotation, cellular component: cytoplasm. NCBI's taxonomy places the organism in Eukaryota, Metazoa, Arthropoda, Malacostraca, Decapoda, Penaeidae. Gene Ontology annotation, biological process: proteolysis. The transcript is spliced from 17 exons. The record is from RefSeq and is a predicted model, not a curated record.
CAUUUAAUUUCUUUAACUACACGAGCCUACCGUGCGAGUAAGUCAUAUGACACGUGGUGAGAUUGGUUGUUCUAGAGAGACAUUCACGGGAGCACUUCUGCCAAUCGCUUGUAGUUUACCGGCGCGUUUCUCAGGUUUCAUCGGGAUUCAACCAGUUCCCUAGAGCUUGCUGAGAUCUCUGUCGAUUUCUGUCGUUUGUAGUACUACUGCGAUGGCCGUAAAGAGUGUGGAGAAAAUAAAAUCGAAGAAAGGGAAGCUAACAUGCUAGCUUUGGCUGCCUCCGAGCCAGGAGCGCCGACCUCACGUCCGCACAGUGCGGGGACAGAUGAACAACUAACGGGCGUAUUUCCACAAACAACAGAAAAAAGGCGAAAUUCACCAACCAAGAAAUCACUUAAAAGAGGGACCAAGAAUCUUUCGUAAUAUAAGCUUAAUUUUUUCUUUAAAGUAAGAUGUGAUAUUCUCAUUCAGAGAAAAAGGGGAUACGUAGAUAAUUAUUUCUUUUCUGCAUACAACAUGGGUCUCUUCAGCAAUGUAACGACAUUUGCGGGCCAGAAUUACAGCAAAUUGAAAAAGGACUGUCUAAAUAGAGGAGAGAAAUUUUCGGAUCCAAAAUUCCCGCCACACGAUUCGUCUCUGUUUUUCUCCAAGCAGCCACCGGGGGUCAUCACGUGGAAAAGACCCCAUGAAAUUGUGGACAAACCUCAGCUGUUCGUGGAAGGAGCGAGUGCCAAUGAUGUCACGCAGGGUCAGCUGGGCAACUGCUGGUUCGUGGCCGCAUGUGCCUCCCUUGCUGGGGUCAAGGAAUUGUGGCAUAGGGUGAUCCCAGACUACAAGGACCAGGAGUAUGGCGAGCUCCACCCCGGCAUCUUCCACUUCCGCUUCUGGAGAUUUGGCGAGUGGCUGGAUGUGGUUAUCGAUGACCUCCUUCCGACCAUUGAGGGGGAACUUAUCUUUGUGCACUCGAGGGAGAAGAAGGAAUUCUGGUGUGCGCUGCUCGAGAAGGCAUACGCUAAGCUCCAUGGUUCUUAUGAAGCCCUUGAGGGCGGCAACCUGAGUGACGCCCUCGUAGAUCUAACCUCAGGCGUAUCUGCACAUCUGGACCUGACUGUGGGUGGGUAUACGGACGACUUCGAGAAGCGCAAGCAACUCUUCAAGAUGAUGGUGAAGGAAAUGAAUGAACACGCCCUCAUGUGCUGUGCUAUAACUACUGGAGAGAACUUCACAGGGCCCCACUCCCACGAGGAAGCCGAGAUGAGAACAAACGUGGGCUUGGUGAAGGGCCACGCCUAUGGCAUCACGGCAGUUCGGAAAAUCAACAUCGGUGACACGGGACUUUUCUCAAUAUUCAAGGGAGCGCAGAAGAUCCGCAUGGUCCGCCUCAAAAACCCAUGGGGUGAACGCGAGUGGAACGGAGCAUUUAGCGAUGGUAAAGAAAGGAGUGGAUUUGUGUACACUACCUCGGAACUGACCAAAAUGUACUCCAGAUCGCCAGAAUGGUCAAAAGUCUCGGCAUCAGAGAGAGAAAAAUUAGGACUGACUUUUGAAGAUGAUGGAGAGUUUUGGAUGACAUUUGAUGACUUUGUGGAGCACUUCACCGACCUCUCUAUCUGUUUCCUUAUCAACACCAAAGUCUUCAGUCUUAGCAAAACGUGGCAUGAAACUGUCUUUAUGGAUGCAUGGACCAUCGGCAUUCGGGGCCACAACUCAGACCGGGCGGGAGGCUGUCCAAACCACAAGGAUUCUUUUUUGCGUAAUCCACAGUAUCGGUUUGAUAUCAGGGAGGAGAGUGAUGAUGUUAUAUUCCAGCUGAUGCAGAAAGACACUCGUGAUAGGAAGCAGGAGGGGAUCCAGAACCUUGUCAUUGGAUUCCACAUAAUGAAGGUCGAGGAAAACAGGAAAUACCGUGUUCACAGGAUACAUGAGAGUAUAGCCACAUCAGACUACAUCCGCACACGUGCAAUAUUUCUGCGUGAACAGUUGAAACAGGGACGCUAUGUUCUCAUACCCACUACGUUUAAGCCUGACGAAACUGGAGAAUUUAUUAUGAGAAUGUUCACAUCCAAGGAUGCCAGUGCAAGAGAGCUCAUUUUGGAUCAGCCUCGAAUCCGCUGGUAUUCCUGUGUCAAAAAGCCAGUCCUUGUGACCACCAUCACUGUUAAAGGUGCUUUUAACUUGGAGAAACAGUCAGCAUUUGGAGGAGAGGCUGAUGCAUAUUGCAUAAUAAAGUGCGAGGGUGAAGUGGUGAGGACGUUGGUAGAGAAGGGAACGUCCGACCCCAAGUGGGACACAACGGCCAUCUUUUACCGCACUAAACCUGGACAGCCAAUCGUGCUUGAGGUGUGGAACAGCAACCUGCUAAUGGAUGGAUUUAUCGGCCGAGCGGAAGUGGUGGCUCCCAUCAAUCCCAAUGUAACACAGGUGGAACUUCCACUGUUUGGGCGAAGAAAAGAAAAGACGCUAGAAAAGCAGGGAAAGUUGGUAGUGCAGGUUUAUAGUGAUGAUGAUCUCACAAGCAUUUGAUUUUAGCUCUGUUAUAUCUUGGGUGUAUUAAAGUAAAAUGAAAUAUACUCUGUGGCUUUUAAGAGAAAUCUUGUAAAUGUGCUCUUAUAGGGCACAAAAUCCUUUACAUAUACAUAUACACUUGACGUUAAAGCAUCAAGUGAAAAGAAGAAAUGGAAUAAAGCAUCAUAAGAUCUUACAGAGAAAAAGAAGAAAGAGAAAUGUAAAAAGCAAAUGUAUGGAAUUCUUUGUGUGCACUGUAAUGGAAGGCAAAAAUAUAUGUUCAGUUUUUUUGUGUUUUUUUUCUGAGUAUUUGUAUUACUGUAAUAAAUAAUUAGUAGGUGAUGUGGAAGGAAGAUCUUUUCACAUAUUUAGAUGCAUUGUAAGUGUAGUGAGAAGCACUUUUCAAGGGGAUGGAGCAGUACCAGUGAAAUUUGUGACAGAAAAAGUACUGUAGUAGUUUUGUUGUAAAUCAUUUAAAAUCAAAUUUGGAAAUAUUGAUAUUACUUGUGCAAAUAUGCUAAACUGUGUAUAUAUAAAUAUAUUUAUUGUUUAUGUUUCCUAAAUAUAUUUGACUUAUAAAGACCAGAAGUUUUCACAGAUAAUACAUUUAAAUAUUAACUGUCUGUCAGGAUGAAUAAGAUGACCCUAUUAAAUGUCCUUAAUUCAAGGAAGGAAGAAGAUUUUUGUCCUUGGGUCUUGUCACAGUGGAUCAGAACACUGAACAGGUGUAUGUUAGUAUCUUGCGGCUUUUAUGCCAAGUUUAAAAUCAAAGUGAAAAUGAUAGCACACAAUACGAGGUGCACAAAACUCAAAAUGCAUUAAUGUUCUUUUGUUAUAUGUCGAGAGGUUUUCUCUUUGUGUAUUACUUUUAGUUACUUUUGUAAAGAAUAAAUAAAAUAAAUGAAUAUAGAAAAAAAAUUAAA